This is a messenger RNA of Priapulus caudatus, 2545 nucleotides long. Its product is annotated as heat shock protein 70 A1-like. Gene Ontology annotation, biological process: cellular response to unfolded protein; protein refolding. Gene Ontology annotation, molecular function: misfolded protein binding; heat shock protein binding; ATP hydrolysis activity. Gene Ontology annotation, cellular component: cytoplasm. Bases 219 to 2171 code for a protein of 650 amino acids. NCBI's taxonomy places the organism in Eukaryota, Metazoa, Priapulida, Priapulimorpha, Priapulimorphida, Priapulidae. The record is from RefSeq and is a predicted model, not a curated record. The transcript is spliced from 2 exons.
GCGGUGCCGUUAGUUGCCCAUAACCACACGAAGAUAGAGCAGAGACGAGCAUCGUGAGAUAUUGUAACGAAUACAACAGCGAGUGGACAGAUAGUACUGAUAGUAUUAGUAAUUGUGUGAUAUCAUCGACGAUUUUACUACGUAACAAGACGAGAAAGUUCGUAUAUUGCUAUCCCAUACCUGUUUACUCUAGAAGUAUAUUUCGCUGAAUCAUCAGAAUGGCAGCUCCAGCAAUCGGCAUCGAUCUCGGAACGACGUACAGCUGCGUCGCCGUAUUCCAGCACGGCAAGGCGGAGGUGAUCGCUAACGAGCAGGGCAACCGCACGACGCCCAGCCACGUCGCUUUCACCGACAGCGAGCGUCUGAUAGGCGACGCCGCCAAGCAGCAGGUGGCACGCAAUCCGCACAACUCCGUGUUCGACGUGAAGCGACUCAUCGGCCGACGCUACGACGACGCCGUCGUGCAGGCCGACGUCAAGCUGUGGCCGUUCGCCGUCGUCGGCCGCGACAACAAGCCGCACGUGCAGGUGCAGCACGCCGGCGAGACGAAGCUGUUCAGCGCCGAGGAGAUCAGCUCGAUGGUGCUCGGCAAGAUGAAGGCGACCGCCGAGGCGUACCUGGGCAAGCAGGUAACCGACGCCGUCGUCACCGUGCCGGCCUACUUCAACGACUCGCAGCGGCAGGCGACGAAGGACGCCGGACGCAUCGCCGGCCUCAACGUGCUGCGCAUCGUCAACGAGCCGACGGCGGCCGCGCUCGCCUACGGACUCGACCAGCGGCUGGCGGGCGAGCGCAACGUGCUCGUCUAUGAUCUCGGCGGGGGCACGUUCGACGUGUCCGUGUUGACGAUCGACGAGGGCGCCAUGUUCGAGGUGCGCUCGACGGCCGGCGACACGCACCUCGGCGGCGAGGACUUCGACAAUCGGCUGCUCACCUACUUCGUCGACGAGUUCAAGCGCAAGCACAAGCGCGACCUGUCGGGGAGCGCGCGCGCGCUGCGGCGACUGCGCACGGCCUGCGAGCGAGCGAAGUGCACGCUGUCGAGCAGCAGCGAGGCGACGGUCGAGGUCGACUCCCUGCACGAGGGCGUCGACUUCUGCGCGAGGAUCACACGCGCGCGCUUCGAGGAGCUCUGCAGCGACCUGUUCGCGGCGACGCUGUCGCCCGUGGAGAAGGCGCUCGCCGACGCCAAGAUCGACAAGUCGUCGAUCGACGACAUCGUGCUCGUCGGCGGCUCGACCCGCAUCCCGAAGAUCCAGAAGCUGCUGCGCGACUUCUUCCACGGCAAGGAGCUGAAUCAGUCAAUCAACCCGGACGAGGCGGUCGCCUACGGAGCCGCCGUGCAGGCGGCGCUGCUGAGCGGCGACCGUAGCGACGCCAUCAAGGACGUGCUGCUCGUCGACGUCGCGCCGCUGUCGCUCGGCAUCGAGACGGCCGGCGGCGUAAUGGCGAAGAUCGUCGCGCGCAACACGCGCGUGCCGACGAAGGGCGCGCAGACGUUCACGACGUACGCCGACAACCAGCCGGCCGUCACCGUGCAGGUGUACGAGGGCGAGCGCGCGAUGACGCGCGACAACAACCUGCUGGGACGCUUCGACCUGAGCGACAUCGCGCCGGCGCCGCGCGGCGUGCCCAAGAUCGACGUCUCGUUCGACGUCGACGCCAACGGCAUCCUGACGGUGAGCGCCAAGGACGCGGGCUCGGGUCGCUCGAGCAACAUCACGAUCACGAACGACAAGGGUCGGCUGUCGAAGCAGGACAUCGAACGCAUGCUCGCCGACGCCGAGAAGUACAAGGCCGACGAUGACAAGCAAAUGGAGCGCGUCGCGGCGCGCAACAAGCUGGAGGGCUACGCGUUCACGCUCAAGGAAGCCAUCAACGACCCGAGCGUCGACGGGCGGCUAGAGGCGACCGACAAGGAAGCGGCGAAGCGAAGCUGCGACGACGUCAUCGCCUGGUUGGACGCCAACUCGCUGGCGGAGAAGGAAGAGAUCGACUACAAGUACGAGGAGCUGCAGCGGGUGUGUGCGCCGAUCAUGUCCAAGCUGCACCAGCCGUCGGACGGUCAGCAGGCAGGCCGUCAGCAACCAUGGUCAAACUGCGGGCAACAAGCUCAGGGUGCAAGUGGCAAGGGUCAUCCUACCGGCCCCACGGUGGAGGAAGUAGAUUAAAUUCACCAAGUCAUAUAUUAUUUGUUAUAUGUAUAUUAUUAUUGUAAUAUAUUGUUCAUCGAUAAGCUUGUAAAAAAGAAAUACGUGCAUUGUACUUCGUGGAAUCGCAAUUACUUUUAUUACCACAAUAAUUUUCACGUAACAUGUGAUACAAUCAUGCAUUGUAAAGUAAUAACUAGGACGUAAUGCAGGUGUUUUGGGCUUGCGCGCCGUUAGUGCUCUCUAUCGGCUAUUUGUAGCAUACUCAUCAAGACUGUUUAGCAUUGAGUACGAUAAACGAAAAAUACGUCAGGAUUCAUAUAUAUUGCUUUGUACAUGUGUGUAUUAUUUGUAAAAAUGUCGUAAUAAAUUAUAUGUCAAUAUACUCUCAAAAG